CCUCCCAACACCAACCCCCGCCAUAAGGAAAACAUACCGGUACCUAUUGUGUGAAGAGUGAAAAUGAAUACCUUAGUCUCGAGUUUCGUGAAAAAGGUCCAAUCGAAGCAUUGGGAUAAAUUGAAAAAGAGGACGCAAAAGCUAGAUCCUGUCGAACAAGAGAACCUGUUAGAAUUUCUGGAGGAUCAUCUUCCCUCGUCGAAUGGUACUGGUUCCGCAGUUGGUAUCAUCGAAAGCGAUUCAACCGCAGCAUCCACUGCCGCUGGUGUUGAUGGUGAUUUCGAAGGGGACAGUGAUUGCGACUCUUUUGUAGAGGACGACUACGAGCUGUUGCAAUGCGAUCUUGACAGGGCCAGCAUCAAACUCGAAGCACUACAAUCGAAACGCGACUUUUUGCAAACGAGACUUCAAACCUACCAGGAAAAAAUCAAAGCCGCGGAACAGCGUCUCCAUCAGAAUGCCGAGGACAAUGGGACCGAACAAGAUGGUGAUCCAGAAUGCCAUAACAAGCGUCUCAUGGCAAUGAACGAGAAAAUAGAAGGUUACAAGAAAUCUCUGAAACCAAUUGAAGACAUCUACGAGGGCAUCGAGAAGGAAUUGCUGUCGCAUCAACUGAAGAUGGAGUCGAUCCAAGAUCGACAGCUUGAGUUGAAGCUCAAAACAGAAGAAUGCCGGGUCGUUUUGCACGAACUUUCGUCCAAUGCUGGUGGUUUAGAAUCAGGAGACGUGCCCGAGGAACAACACGCCGAAACCUCCCAGCACAUCGGUUUGAUUUCGAAUGCUUGCAACGAUAACCAUUCCAGUCGCCGAUGCAAUGAUCAAGUGUUACCAAGUGAAGAGGAGAACGAUGUUGAGAAUGCAAGAGUGGAAAGAGAAGAAUGUAGCGAAAAUACUGAAAUAUCGAUAGAAGAUUCUGCCGAAGAGAGCGCUUCAGUAUCACUACUUGUCCCCAUUGGAGAGCAUUCAGGGAUAACAUAAAGUCAAAGGUAGGGAACGAGACAGUAUUGAAACUAAAUUUAGCAUAAGUAGUUAAGUGUCUCAACAUGUUUAUCUUAUUUUCGCACGAACCAUUUCUUUCGUUACUCCUUGGUGAUGUUCCGAUUAGGGCCAAGCUACUCUCUAAUUAAGCGUAGCAGAGUUUUAUAAAGAAUGAUAUUUAGU
Messenger RNA from Pseudo-nitzschia multistriata, 1161 nucleotides. The record is from the annotation of a GenBank genome assembly. NCBI's taxonomy places the organism in Eukaryota, Bacillariophyta, Bacillariophyceae, Bacillariales, Bacillariaceae.